UGAAGAAUAUUAUUCGCACAGCAAGCUGGCUUGCUCAGUGGUGGACUACGCCAAGAAAAUCGUUAAUUCGCGUAUUCAUACUUCACAGUUACUACUUGCAGUUUGUUGAUAAAACUGAAAACGCUUAACGCGCACCUAACUACUAACCUAAUGUUUAAUUUUGUGAUUACUGAUUACUGUGAACAACAGUCAUAACCAAUAUCUAAUAUCUAUUGAGUUCGAUGACUGCAUAUUAAGUGUACUGCAUUAUUUUUUGUUCUAAAUAUUUAUUAUUCAAUUCAACUGGAAAUGUGUAUUCUGUAAUUUGGACUCGGCUGAAUGAUAUGAAAUUGUCCAUUUACAAAAAGGUAUGAACUAAAUUAUUUUACCUACUAGUUAUUUGGAAGACAGUUUUUAGUCCGUAAGAUAAUGGCUGCUGAAGAAGAUACUUCUUAUACUAAAUUACCGAUUGAAGAAAGAUGUGUUCAUAAACUGUGGAAAGCCAGAAUAAGUGGUUAUGAAGAAGCUAUUAAAGUAUUUGGCCAGUUAGAUGAGAAAGCUCCAGAAUGGAACAAAUUUACAGGAAUUAUAAAGAAAUUUGUUGUUGAUAGCAACGCUGUUGCUCAGGAAAAAGGUCUUGAAGCUACAUUAGUUUUUGUAGAAAACUCUGGAACUGCUGGACGUACGGUCGGUGAUGUAGUGACUGGAUUGAUAACAAAAUGUUUUGGUGCGCCAAAAGCCAAGACAAAAGAUAUUGCAAUACAAAUUACGCUUAUGUUUAUUGAAAUUGAAAAGCAAGAUAUUGUAUUUGAAGAACUACUCAAAGGAAUGGAACAUAAAUUUCCUAAAAUUGUAUCAACUUGUAUUAAAGCAGCAACACAAGCAAUUAAAGAAUUUGGAACGAAAGUGUUAAAUAUCAAACCAGUGCUGAAAAAAUUGCAGACAGUACUUGAAGAUCGUGAUAAAAGUGUAAGAGAUGAAGCAAAACUGUUAGCUGUCGAACUGUAUUCAUGGAUUGGGCCUACUCCAGUUAAAGCUAAUUUGGCUAAUCUUAAACCUGUUCAAACUCAAGAACUAGAAGCUGAAUUUGAAAAAAUUGGCAAUGAAAAACCUCGACCAACUCGUUAUUUAAGAUCACAACAAGAGCAAGCUGCUAAAAUUGAAGAAGCUAUUGUCUCUAAUGGAGAAGCGGUCAUUGAAGAAGGUAGUGAUGAAGUUGAUGAUCCAGAAGAACAUCUUGAUCCUGUUAAUAUACUUUGUCAACUGAACAAAGAUUUUUAUGAAAAACUAGAAGCAAAAAAAUGGCAAGAACGUAAAGAAGCAAUAGAUAUGCUUGAAGGAAUAUUAUCUAAAGCUCUAAAAUUAGAAAGUGGGGAAUACGGUGAUUUGGUUAGAGCUUUGAAGAAAAUAAUUACAAAAGACGCUAAUGUAAUUAUUGUUGGAAUUGCCGCUAAAUGUAUGGCCAUGUUAGCAAAUGGUUUGAAAAAAAAAUUUGAAACGUAUGCCUCUGCUUGUUUACCUGCAUUACUAGAAAAAUUUAAAGAAAAAAAGCAAAAUGUAGUUUUACCUUUAAGGGAUGCUGUUGACGCUAUUUAUUUAAGUAUGACACUAGAGUCAGUCCACGAGGAUGUUUUAAUGGCAAUAGACAAUAAAAACCCAUCAGUUAAAGCAGAGUCUGUUGCUUUUUUAGCUCGUUGUUUUACUAAAUGUACUCCUACAAUAUUGAACAAGAAAUAUUUAAAAAUUUUCACAGCAUCUUUGAUAAAAACAUUAAAUGAAUCAGACCCAACUGUUCGAGAUAAUUCUGCAGAAGCAUUAGGAACUGCAUGGAAAGUCGUUUCAGAAAAAAAUAUUAUGCCGUUUCUAAGUGGAGUUGAUGCUAUUAAACUCGCUAAAAUUAAAGAAGCGUCUGAAAAAGCUGUAAUUACAGCAAAACCAGUUAAAGAAUCUGUUGCUAAGUCAUCUGCUGUACCUUCUUCAAAUAUAGCAGAAAAAAAACAAACUGUGAUCACUACUAAAAAUCCAUCUGCCAAAAGAACUCGCACAGCUGUAGGUGGCCCUACUAAAUCUGUGGUGCCUGCUAGUAAUAAAACUAAGAAGCCAAUGAGUGCUCCAGGUGGACGUAAAGGUGUAUUAGCUAAACCCCUUCCAGCUAUCGAAACUGAAAGAGAGAUAGGGGAUGAUGAACUUGAAGAAUUGGCAUCUUUAAUUUGCACACCUGAAAUUUUAAAUGGUAUGACUGAUGCCAACUGGAAAACACGUUUGUCAAAUGUUCAAGAAUUUUCUCAGAUUAUAGAUCAAACAGAGUCAUUAACAAUCAGCAGUCAAGUGUUGGUAAAAAUACUAAACAAAAAACCAGGAAUAAAAGAUAACAAUGUUCAAAUACAAAAAUUAAGACUUGAAUGUUUGAAAAAAAUAGUAGAAAAGUUUCCGGUUACCAGUACCAGCAUGGAAUGUUGUUUGCAAGAUGUUUCUUCUUUACUUGGAGAUGUUAAAAAUGGAAAUUUAGCAGGCCAAGUUCUCACAACAUUUGCUGAAGCAACAAGAUUAGAUUUUGUUUCUAAUGCAGUGUUAGAAUUUGCGUUUACCGUACAAAAAAAUCCAAAGGUUCAAAUUGAUGCUCUUAAUUGGCUCUCUGGAGCUAUUCUGGAGUUUGGAUUUAUCAUUGAACCUAAAUCUGUAAUGAAGAAUGUUAAAAAAGCUGUCAGUGCUUCAAAUCCCCAAGUUCGAUUGGCUGUAAUUUCACUUUUAGGAGUAAUGUAUCUUUACAUGGGACCUCAAUUAAGUUUGUUUUUUGAAAAUGAAAAACCUGCUCUAGUACAACAAAUUAAUGCGGAAUUUGAAAAACAUCAAGGUGAAGCUCCUCCUAAACCAACUCGUGGGAAAAAAAUUGAAGGUUCCAGUGAAUCCCUCAAUGCUGGUAGUGAUGAAGAGAAACCAUCUUAUGAAAUCAAUAUGCGUGAUAUUGUACCAAGAGUAGAUAUAACGCCCCAAAUAACUGAUGCAUUAAUAAGUGAACUCUCAGAUAAAGAUUGGAAGGUUCGUUCUGAUGCUUUGACUAAACUGCAAAAUAUUGUUACUGAAGCUAGAUUUAUAACGAGUGAAUUAGGGGAUGCGAGAAAAGCUCUGCAAGAAAGAAUAUGUGACUCAAAUGCUCGUCUUGCUUCUAAUGCAAUUAAUAUAGUGGAAAUUAUUGCAAAAGCAAUGGGAUCAUCGUUUAAAACUUAUAUAAAAGGCUAUUUACCUGGUAUAUUGAAUGGUUUAGGAGAUCAAAAAACUUUUAAAUGUCAAAGUGCUCGCCAAUGUAUGAAUACCAUGGCAGAUGUUUGUGGCUACCGUGAAUUUUUUGGCGGAGAUAUACUGUUAGACGCCUUAAAAAAUAAUUCUGUGACAUUACGCUCGGAAUUGUUGACAUGGCUUGGAGAAAAAUUGCCAAUUAUUCCUUCCAAGACAAUUCCAGCAGAUGAGUUGAAAGUUUUGCUGACACCUUUAUAUACAAGUCUUGAAGAUAGAAAUGCAAGUGUUCGAAGCGCUUCUGAAAAGGCUGUGAUUGGAUUUAUGAUGCACAUUGGAUAUGCUUCAAUGUAUGGAGCUUGUGAUAAAUUGAAGCCUAUGUCAGUUAAGUUGGUUAGAGAAAAGUUGGAUAAAGAAAGGCCAAAUUUACCCGUGGUACCAAUUGAAAAACCAAAAGUUGUUAAAUCAGGUCUUUCUGGUGGGACCUCAGUAAAAUCAGGUGGAUCUAAAAUACCUCCACCCAAAGCUGCUCCUAAAGCAAACAAAGAAAAUGUAGUUCCUCCUCGUGCUAGUACAGCUAUUAACAGAAAGAAAGAAGAAGUAGACAAUGGACCAUUAUUUAUUCGAAACAAUUUAAAGCAUCAGCGAGAUAUUGAUGAACAUAAAUUAAAGUCUUUGAAAUGGAAUUUUACUUCUCCUCGAGAAGAAUUUGUAGAACAACUUCGUGAGCAAAUGUUGACUGCUGGCAUCAAUAGAGUGCUGAUUACAAACAUGUUUCAUUCGGAUUUCAGAUAUCAUUUAAAAGCAAUUGAAUCACUUACUGACGAUUUAAACACAACUGACGACAACAAUAUGGCAUUAAUUAGUAAUCUUGAUUUAAUUCUCAAAUGGAUGACAUUAAGAUUUUUUGACACAAAUCCAUCAGUACUAUUAAAAGGUCUUGAUUAUUUACAAAAUAUAUUUGUUAUACUCAUGGCUCAAAAGUAUACACUUCAUGAUACUGAGGCUUCAAGUUUUGUGCCAUAUUUAGUUACAAAAUUGGGAGAUUCAAAAGAUGCUGUAAGGGAAAAAGUUAGGGCCAUACUGAAACAAAUCGCAUUUAUAUUUCCUAAUACUAAGAUGUUCCAAUACAUAAUGGAUGGAGUAAAAUCAAAAAAUUCAAGACAGCGUUCAGAGUGUUUAGAACAUUUAGCAUCAAUGAUAGAAGAUUAUGGAACAUCUAUAUGUCAACCAAGUGUUGCAGUUGCAUGCAAAGAAAUGGCCAAAAGCAUAGGAGACCGUGACAAUUCUGUUCGUACAGCUGCAUUAAACUGCUUUGUAGCAGCUUUCUUUUUACAUGGCGAAGCUCUAUUUAAAUUUGUUGGCAAUAUAUCCGAAAAAGAUAUGGGACUUUUAAGAGAACGUUUAAAAAGAGCAUCCAAGAACCGAGUAGUUCCAGUUGCAACUGUACAACCUACUAUUAAACAAGUUGCACCACCUGUUCAACAAGUACCACAAACUAAUGAAACUGUAGAUGAUGAUUAUAACUCGGAAGACGAGGAGCAUAAUGCUACAUUUAAUGUUUCCCAAGAGGUUAAUCAGGAGACAAGUCCUCAGAGGUAUACGAGUAACUCACCAGCUAGGUCUGAAAAUAGCCCUUCAUAUAGAACAGGAAGUAUUCCUAUGGCUACUGUGUCUGAACAUUCAUCAACUUUACGAUUAGGAUACAGUGAUGAAACAAUUCACAGAGUCACAUCUAGAACUGCUUCAAAAUCAUCUAACAUUCAUGAAGACACCACAUUGCUUUUUAGUCAAAACCAAAACGAUACUUCCUCUCCUGAAUCAAAUUUUAAUAAUAUUGUUAAAUCAAAUUCUCCUGAAAUGCACUGUAAAGUUUCUAAUGCAAGCUUAAUCACUAAUACCGACGUGAUAAGUCCAAUUGUUAAAGACACAAAUAUGCAUGAAACUGAAUGUGGAAAUAAAUUUGCUUCACCCUCGCUUCAGAAUUCUAAUGACUCGUUUCAGCAUUGCAAAACUCGCCGCAACAGCAUAGCGUAUGUUGUUCCAAUAUCACAACGACCGCAGACUAGUACUGAUAAUCAGUCAGUAACACGUUAUGCUUUAGAUGAAAAAUUCCUUCAAGAGUUGGAAGCCGAAGAAAUAACAAGACCAGAACUAAAAUUGAAGUCUUACAAUUGGAAUUGCACUCCUAAUGAAGAUGUUUAUAAAAGGACACUACAUACUCAUCCUCAAGCAUCUUUUGAUAAUGAUUCACCGACUAAACCGUGUGUAAAUGUGAGCCCCUAUAGUACAGCGACCAUCACAAAAAGUCCCAAAUCUUCAUCAUCAUCUUCGGUUGUUGAUCCUAUUCAAAAACUUAUUCAUCAAGUGACAUCAUCAGAUAUAGAAUGUGCUAAAGGUGCUUUGCAAAAUCUUGAUAAAAUGUUGUUGAGAGCUGAUACGAGAUCAAAGUUUUUAGAAGGUGGAAAAGUUCUAUCACUUUUUUAUGCUAUAAUUAAACAAUUUGACAACCUUUCCGAAUCUCAUGACAUUGACGUCACUGUUGGAUACAGAAAUAUUUUCAACUUGUGCCAGAAUUUGUAUAAAUAUCAAGAAUUUACAUUGAUUUUAAAUGAACAAAUUGUACGAGAUUUACUAUCAAAAUUAUUAUACUUAUUGAGCAUAAAAGGUUCAGAGAAUAGCGCGGAUACUCAACUUUUUGGUAGAUGUGUUAACAGUCUUAUUAUGAAUGUUUUGGAAAAAUCUUCUCAUACUCCGGUUACUUGUGCCCUGAUGGCUAUGCUAUAUGAUACUGUGAAGUAUCCUCAAAAUUCAACAGCUCAUUAUAAAGAACUAGUAAUGAAAUGUAUAUGGAAGAUUGUUAAAGAUUUCCAAGAAUGGGGCGACGAACUUUGUUAUGAAAGAGUACUAAGUCAUAUCCACAAAUUUUUAAAAGAUUUUGAUACAAAAUAUUGGAAAAAGCAACAAUCUGACACACCUUUAAGAACAUGUAAAACCGUACUCCAUACAAUGGUAAAAACACGCAGUGAUAAAGUGUUGGAAUGUUUAAAAUCGCCAGAAUUUCCUAAAGAAUCAGAAAUGGUCACCUACAUUCAUAAAUUACUUCGGCAUUUAAACAAUGAACCUAGGCCGGAAAGCAGUAAACGCAGGCUGCGUACACCACACGAUGAACUUUCAGAAAUAUUUCAUAUUAUUGGUCAACCUGAAAAUACCGACGAUGGCAUACAACAGUUGCACAGAUUUAAAAUUAAAAAUCCUAACAUAGACAUUGACCCUUAUAUUUCUAAAACUACUAAAUAUUUCCAAGAUUACAUUCAUCGAAAAUUGUCAGCCAUUGAAGACAAUUUAAAAAGUUGUUUAGUUGAACCGAAUGGUAAUACUGAUAAACCUAUUCCAAUAACCUCCACACCUAUGCGCAAGACCGAAUCAAUGGCAUCUGAAGCAGAUGGGUUCAUGAAACGUUUACAAAUAUUGAAAAUGAAAGCAGCACGUGAAGAAAGAAGUGAAGCUGCAAACGUAGAAUGUAAUGGAAAUAACAGAUCAGGAGACAGUUUUCAUGAUGAUGACCUUCCGAUGCUCAAUACGAGCCGUUCACCUCGCAAGUAACUUGAUAUUCCAUGUAAUAAUAGUUCCAUGUGCUCUGAGUUAAAAAAACCAGUAAGCUAUAAAUCCAUCACUCCCAUCAAGACUGAAGUAUAUUGCUAAAACAAUAAACCAUAUAUUGCUGUUAAAUGUGUUAUAUUUAUGUAUCCUAUUUUUUUGCUUUUUUUGUUUAUAAAUAAUGUACUCACAAUAAUUUUCAUUUUGUAUAUCAUUUGUGAGUGAAUGAAUAUUGAUUUGCUUAUUGCAUUGUAUAAUAACAUAUUAUAUAACUUAUUUUUAUAAUACAAAAUGUAGUGGAUUUUAACAAGAUUUUAUUUUUAAAUACA
Molecule: messenger RNA, 7142 nt
Organism: Adelges cooleyi (spruce gall adelgid)
Lineage: Eukaryota; Metazoa; Arthropoda; Insecta; Hemiptera; Adelgidae
Gene: msps
Product: protein mini spindles
Exons: 37
Coding region: 409-6819 (2136 amino acids)
Biological process (GO): mitotic spindle organization; establishment or maintenance of microtubule cytoskeleton polarity; microtubule polymerization
Cellular component (GO): spindle pole; microtubule plus-end; kinetochore
Molecular function (GO): microtubule plus end polymerase activity; microtubule plus-end binding
Source: RefSeq, a predicted model, not a curated record